Caenorhabditis elegans is the source of this 1027-nucleotide messenger RNA. It is a transcript of the gene sdz-14, whose product is annotated as SKN-1 Dependent Zygotic transcript. The coding region runs from base 47 to 775 and encodes 242 amino acids. The transcript is spliced from 3 exons. NCBI's taxonomy places the organism in Eukaryota, Metazoa, Nematoda, Chromadorea, Rhabditida, Rhabditidae. The record is from RefSeq and is marked reviewed.
CAGCCAUUCAUUGUGCAAAAACGCCAGCUGAGCGGUUUCCCGAGCAAUGUUUUCCGUCUUCGAGUGGAUUCUCAUUUUCUUCGGGAUUUUGAAUUGGUUCAAAUUCACCCAACCAUCUACACCAGAACCCGCAUCUCGAUUUUUCACGCGAGUAUGCCAGCAAUUACGUGAAACGGUUUUGAUUGAAAUUGACAGUAGUGGAAGGGUCCAGCCGUUUGUAUCCAUUGUUGAGGAAGGCAGUAAACCAUAUUUUAGUCCGCAUGUGGGAUGUGCAGAGUGUAUGCAAUGGUGGGAUGUGUAUGGAGAGCAACCACACAGGGUGGAGGAAACGGAAGAUCAAGAUACCGACGAAGGAGUCGAGGAAGAAUCAGAAAUCGAAGACUCUGAUUUUGAUGAUCAAAUCACCUUCGUCAAGCCAACCACGCCAGCUCCACUUUCCCCGGAGACCGAGAACUUCAUCGAAGACAAAAUGAAGUUUCACUUUCAAGCCACAGACAUUAUCAAUGAGUAUUUGGGAAAGGGCACAGAUAUGGGAAUUGUCUCAAAUUUGAUCCGUAUUUCUCAGACCUAUGGAGUUCAAUUGAAACAGGUUUCUAGUGGAAAAUCGAGUAUGAAGGAAAUUGAAGGGAUUCUUAAGAGCUUGCAAAAAGAGUUUGAACAGGAGAUUGAAGGGCUCAACGGAGAAAUUUCGGAGGCUGAGGAAAACAAUGAAUCCGAUAUUGACGAAUCCUUUGAAUUCGUGGAAAAUCUAGAAUUGGAUAGUGACUUCGAGUGAGCAGAUAUGUUACUUUGCAGAUGAUAAUCGGCUUUUUCGUAAUCUUCACUAUUUUUUUCGCCUUUGUUUUAGUUUCCAUCUUUUAUUAAUUAAUUGCUUUUAAAAAAAACCAAAACAUUCAGAAAUGUAGAAUUUUUUCCACUUUCCAAGAGAUUCUAAUGUUCAAAAGUUGCACAUAUAUAUACAAAAUUUUAUUGCUCUCAGAUGCUGUGCUGGUUAGUUCAAGUAUAUCAAUGAACGAGUCGAUUUGUG